CCAGUGAGAGCAGUGGGAGGGGGAUAAGAGGCCGAGCGACCAGGAUAUUCUCACAGGAUGUGAUGGCUGGACGGCAGCCGAAGACGCUGCGAUGUGGAGGGAAGAGUCAGCUGAUAGAAAGGUUUUCACUUGUGGCGUUGCUAUCGAUCGGCGAGUGGGUGUGUGGGGAUGUGAAAUCAACAUGGUCAGGAGGCUCUGCGAAGAUUAGUCAUCAGCUGAAAGUGAGCACCAUGGCCGCCUUCCAGCUGCUCUUCCUGCUGUUGGUCGGCUGCACGGCGGCGUCCGCACGUCCUCCACGACACCUCCCUCCAUGCCAAGUUGUCCAGAUGGAUGUUUUCUGCAGCGAUCUGAGCCUCAGAAGCGCACCGCUUAACCUUCCUCAAGGCGUCCAAAUGCUGGACCUUUCCCGAAACCAGGUGCAAAAUCUCACCCAGGAAACUCUGGCGUACCACACCGGCCUUCACCACCUGAACCUCCACUCCAACAAGAUCCAUUUCAUCCAGCCGGGACUCUUCAAAGACAUGACGGACCUGAGAGUCCUGGAUCUGUCCAGGAAUCACUUGAAUGUUUUUGCACACUCCAAAGUAAACAUCGGACCUCUUACAGCUGUGGAGUCACUAGAUCUUUCAAGCAACGGGCUGUACACGGGGAUGUCGGACUUCUUCCUUGCUGAAUCACCAUCGCUGACAAACCUUUCCCUGAACAGCAACAGCAUCACCAAAAUAGCACAAAACACCUUCAGCGGAUCCAUGUCCUUGAGGAAAAUUAGCCUCCACAAUAAUGUCAUCUUGGAGAUCGAAGACGGAGCUUUCGACUCCUUAGAUCAUCUGGCUGAACUUGAUUUGUCCAAGAACUCGAUCACAUGCAUCACAGACUUCAACCUCUACAACUUAGAGGUGCUCAAUCUCAGCAAGAACAGCAUGGAGCUUUUCCACAGUGCACAGUCAUCGUCCGAUUUCUACAAACUCGUCUCUCUUGAUCUGAGUGAAAACAAAAUGCUCUACUUUCCUCUUCUUCCGGGGAACAAUGUGCUUGAAUAUUUGGAUGUUUCACGAAACCAUCUCCAGAGUGUCAACGUCACAGGAAGCCCGGAAAAACAGGCAAACUUGAUUUUUAAUCAGCUCAGAUACCUGGACAUGAGCUACAACCACCUCGAAAGCAUACCAGAGUGUUUCUUUUACUGCAUGGGAUCACUCGAGGUCCUGAAUGUGAGCAAUAACUGUAUCAGCUCGUUUUCUGUCAGCAACGAAGGCCUCCUCCAGAGAGUAAAGAUCAUCAAUCUCAGCAAUAACGCACUAAAAAGUUUGACUUUUGGUGACAACACUUUGCAGUCGCUGGAGCAGCUCUUCUUACAAGGAAACGACCUCACAACGCUGGAUCAUCAAAUAUUUCAAAGACUCCCUAGUAUCACACACCUGCAGCUCCAGCAGAACAACGUGAAAAUCUGCAAGCAAAACCAGCAUGAACUAACAGACACAACCCACCAGGCUUCUCCCGACUGUGUGUCCUUUUCUUCUGUUCAAAAUUUGCAGUAUCUGUACCUCUCUGAAAACAAUCUGAGGACUUUGCCUGCAAAUGCAUUCAUGGACACCCCUCUGAAGUUACUGGAUGUGUCCCUGAAUCCAGGUUUGGACAUGAACAAAGACUCCCUGUCUGGUCUGGAGCAUUCGCUGGUUCAACUCAUCCUUCGGGAAAACAACAUUUCCAGCCUAAACACAGAUCUGUCCUCACUGACGAACCUCAAACAUGUCGAUCUGUCCACCAAUCAGCUAACCACGCUGCCCACGUGGAACAAGGAGUCCUCCAUUGAGUCCCUAAACCUGCAAAACAACAACCUGGUCACGCUGGAGUACAGCACCAUGAUCGCUCUGGAGCACUCGCUGAAAACCCUCUACAUGGGCUCCAACCCUUUGAGUUGCUGCAGCAACCUCGGCUUCCUCCACAUGGUGCAGCACUCGGCAGUGGUCGUCCCCGACAUCGAGACUGUGACCUGCGUUUAUGAGGAAUAUUCAGAGCCGGUCAACAUCGGGAAGGUGACCAAGGAGAUGUGUCAAGGACCGGACAUUCCGAACUACGUCAUUGUUGUUGUCGUGACAUUGUUAGUUGUGAUGAUUGUGUUGGGGCUGCUGGUUAAAUGUUGCCACUUGAGGAAACGAAAACACAACAGAAGCUUCAGUGCAUAAUGAAGGCUAUGAAGGAAUUUAUAUCUUCAAUUUCUGUACAUGAAACAUUUUAAAAUGUGAAUGUAGCGUCUGUGGUGCCACCCAAAGUCUUCCGAAGGGCCAAUUUAAAGCCUUGAUUUGGGUUUACCACUACGAAAAACAACCACUGACAAGCAAAAACGCGCCUUAAUAUCUCCGACAUGAAGUAAAAUGAACAAAUUAUAUCGAAAUCAGAACUUCCUGCGGAAAAUAUUCACCUUGAACUUUUAAAGACUGUAUAAAUUGGCUUGCAGCAUCUGGUUGCUAUUUGAGGAACUGCAACUUUAGACUCUUGUGGUGUGCUCAGACAGAACUGGAGGUGAGAUUGCAUGAAAGGCUGGUUUUGAAAAAAACAAACGAGUGCAGUGUUAAUUUGCUGGGGGUGGCGUAAUUUUUUGUGCAAAGUGAGUAUACGUUUUUUAAAACUUGUGCAAAAAUGUGUGCUUUACCUUCGGCUUCAUGACGCUACACAAGAGACGGGAAGAAAGAUGCAGAGCAAAUGGAAAAAACAGAAAUAUUCUGUAGAGGUCAUACGUUGGAUGUUGAAGGCAAAUAAAGGGACCAGUUUCCUCAAAUUUCUGUCUCAACACACCUUCAUGGCUAAUGAAGCAGAGUUUUUUGCAUGCUUUUAGUAGUGAACCACAUGCUGCACAUCAGUUUAUUGAAUAUUUAUUGAAUGUAAAAUGAAGUAUCUACACUAAAACACUUCCACCUGACAGCAACACAGACAGAAAUGACUGAAAUGCAGCAAUAAAAUGCAGUAAAGUGAAUGUUUGACAUGUUGGAAAAUAGACUUCUACUUAACAGUAACAUGGAAAAACUGACACCAGUCUCACGUGUGUAUGAUAAAUAUGAAGAUAAAAUAAGCAGCCAUGUAGCUUAACUUAGCACAAGCACCCGAAACAAGGGAAUAAUUACCUAGCAGCAACUUUAGAGCUCACUUUCUAAUGUUGUAACUCACAUGCAAUACUUAAGUGUAAAUAUAGCAUUGUGUUGUUUCAAAGUUUUUAGUUUUUAGUGCACAUUAAAGCAAUGAUGUGUUAAUUAGUGAGCUUUAGAGAUGCUGCCAGUUAGAUUAGCUUUGAACAGACAUGGCUAGGCUAGCUACUUUCAAUCUUUGGUGCGUUCCAUUUGAACUUAAUGCUGGAAUUCCUGAGUUCACAGUUGGAAAUUCCAGUUGGAACGCUGCCUGUUGUCAGCUAUCUGGCUCAGAAAAUUAGAAGAAAUCAACAGUAGUGACAGCAAUGCAGUGUUUAUUAGCACUUCUGUUUUAUCUGUGUCUCAUUAUAUUAGCCGUACACGUGGUACUGUCCAACUUCCAUUUGGCCAUGUUUCCAUAUGUUACCCACAUUUUAAAAUAUUGCUUUUGAAAAAGCUAAUGGAAACUACAAACUUGAAAAAGAACGACAAAACCUAACUUCUCAAAACGUUUUUUACACUCUCUUGAGGUGGUUUUUGAGUUUUUCAAAAACAGUUAAAUCACAUUACUGCAGAUUGUUUUCAUGUCCGGACAACAUGAAACAGGACCAGUACCAGCUGACGUGAAACAAUAAGUAGAACUUUUUAAAUUGAAAGCAAUCUUAAAGGAUUCUUUCAAUUGCUUUUCUCGUAGAUGGACAAAAUUUUGUUUUUACCUUAAGGUGUUAGCAAACCAAUGGUUUGUUUCCGGUUUCUUCUGCUCUGAUUAUUACUUAGCCUAUACCACCACACUACCCUAGUUUAUUGGUUACAAAGUAGUUAAUGGAAAAUAAAUUAAUUCAUAUUUACAAUUUUUUUUUUUGCAACAUUUUAAAAGCUUACUUCAAAUUUGAUUUGUAUCUUCCGGAAACUCAGCUUCGUAUCAUAUGGAAAGACAAAAUACCAUAUACAGUUGUUGUCAACUGGUACUGCCGUGCGUGCGGCUAACAAUUGCUACCCUCACAGCAAUAGUUUGCCUGAACAUUUCGGUUUUUGGAUUUCGUGUGUUUAGACUUAGUCGACUUACAGCGCAACUUAGCAUAAAUGCUAAGUGAAGCCAAGCUAAAUGCUCGCUAGCUUCACUGUUACCAUGCAGACAUGAUGGUGUAACCCAUUUCCUCAUUCCAUUUCACACAUUUUAACUUGAAAGCGAACCAGUAUAUCUUCCUAAAUUUUGCAUUCAAGGGUUGAAUGAGGUAAACAAGUGACUGAGACGACAGAAACUUUUACAGACUGAAGAAACAUCAACAGUCAGGAGGGGAUUUCUACUUUAAGCUAAAAAAUGAAGAAAGUAACACUAGCAAAGGUUGUGAAACAAAACAUUCUUUAUUCAUUAAGUAAGACUGAGGUGUUUUUUUAAGUAAUCCAACCAGUUUCUUUAACCUUCAUGUAGUUUGCACUUUAAACUUCCUCUUGUUUGUGUGAUUGUAUCUUGUGACACUAAAUUAACAUGUAAGAGCUGAGUAAUACUGUUAGAAUUCCACACAGAGCAUAUGUCAAUAUAAUUUAUUCUUUAUUUACUAUUAAAAAUUAAGCUGGACAUGUUACACAGUAUGUUUUCCAUGUUGAUCCCCGGUCCAUGGUGCUCCUUUUAUUAAUCUGACAUAUUUUGGAUGAAACUGACAGCAAGACGAAGCACUGAUGUGAAUAACUGUGAUACUCCGAUAUAGAAGUACAGUAUACAUGUUGUAUAUGUUUUUAACAAAUAAAUAAAAAUCCAGUGCUGUCUUGUAAUGGGCUACUCUGGGAUCCACAGUUUCAUGUGUUUUCACUGUGUUUAAACCUAAAACCACAUUUUUAUAUCAUUGUUAUCUACAAGUCAUGCUUGUAAUGUUUUUUUUUUCAUUCUAUCAUGUAACAGUUACAGUUUUGUAUCAAAUGAAGGAAAUUUUCUAAACUCUGUGUUUGUCAUUUGUUGUAAACCUCGAACACUUGGUUCAUGUCAGCCUAUUAUAAUGUAAAUAUUUAUAGUAUGUGUAGAUUUCAGCAGGUUUAACUGGUUUCCUGUGGCAAGGCACACAUUAAUAUUAACAUUUCAGUUCUUGGAGUGCACUUAACGUUUUGCUUUCUUUACUUUGUGUUUUUUUUUCUUGCCAUUUUUGCCUUUUUUUAAUUAGAUAUAAAGUGAAAAAUGUGGGAAAAUAUAACAGGGGAAUGAUUUUUAAUAAAGGUCCAGGCUGGCUGGAAUUUAAACCAGGAACUCA
Messenger RNA from Amphiprion ocellaris (clown anemonefish), 5362 nucleotides. It is a transcript of the gene lrrc32, whose product is annotated as leucine rich repeat containing 32. Lineage: Eukaryota; Metazoa; Chordata; Actinopteri; Pomacentridae. Gene Ontology annotation, molecular function: protein binding. The record is from RefSeq and is a predicted model, not a curated record. The transcript is spliced from 3 exons. Gene Ontology annotation, cellular component: extracellular matrix. The coding region runs from base 63 to 2183 and encodes 706 amino acids.